AUGGCGGGGCGACAGCGCGGCCAGCUUGUCUACUGGGAGAAACAGGGGGCUGAUAGGAUGUGCGCCUUGCACUGCCUGAACUCCGUUCUUCAAGGGCCGUACUUCACUGAAUCAGAACUGUCUGCCAUUGGACUAGAACUCGACAAGAAGGAACGACAGCUCAUGGCUGAAGGAGGUGUACAGUCAGAAGACUACCAGGCUUUCUUGGCUGAAGGGAGCGGAAAUGUCGCGGCAGAUGGGUAUUUCAACGUAAGCGUGUUGAUAGAGUGCUUGAGAAGAAAGCGUAUCCACUGUAUCUGCCAGAAAGACGUGGGAGAACACGAAGAGCCCGGAAUCGAUUUUGGCUACAUCCUCAACCACGCAGACCACUGGCUUGCACUGCGGAGGGUUCAUGGAAUGUGGUAUAACCUCGAUAGCAUGAAGCCUGCACCUACAGUUAUAUCUACUUUCCACCUGGCUGCAUUCCUAAGUUCUCUUACAGGACAAGGCUAUACUGUUUUUGUAGUACGCCCAGAGGUCGGAGAUCUCCCAGCCCCCGGAGUUAUGCAAACACGCAGCAAUAACCAAUUCUAUCUCACACAGAAAGAAAUCGAUGAGAGGCACAAGCAGGCAGCAGAACAGGCAGUUAAAGAUGCGGAAGAUGCUCAGCGGGUGGCAAGUGGCUUGAAUAAUGUGAGUGCACAGUCAGUCAGCAGCAACAACGACGUCAGGAAACACCUUUUUAGCCAAAGUCCCGCGUGGGAAGGAGCCUCACGUCUGGCCGGAGGGGCAGGGCUAGUAAGCAAACACCGUUUUCAAAAUCACACCCUUAUACCACUUGCUGUGGCACCCACCGGAACGGAAGAUACUCUAGAAGACCCUGAGUUGCAGGAGGCCAUUCGUUUGUCCAUGGAAUGCUACAGGAAAGAAGGUGCAGUGGUCACUGAACUGAGCUUGGGAUCGUUGGACUUCCAAGCGCAAGAGCAGUUGAUGCUGCAGCUUUGA
This is a messenger RNA of Cyclospora cayetanensis, 984 nucleotides long. RefSeq names its product putative ataxin-3 homolog. NCBI's taxonomy places the organism in Eukaryota, Apicomplexa, Conoidasida, Eucoccidiorida, Eimeriidae. The transcript has 8 exons. The record is from RefSeq and is a predicted model, not a curated record. Gene Ontology annotation, cellular component: nucleus. Gene Ontology annotation, molecular function: cysteine-type deubiquitinase activity. Gene Ontology annotation, biological process: protein deubiquitination. The coding region runs from base 1 to 984 and encodes 327 amino acids.